UCAAGUGCGAGAGUCAUUGCUCUGUGCAUCGUGUGCUUUCGUAUCCCUUACACCCGGCAGCUUUGACGGUCAACAAUGACGAGGACAAUAUUACUAGCGUGUGUGCUCUGUCUAACGGCCCAAUCAUUAGCAAUCAGCGAUGACAAAUUCAUCAAAAAGUAUGCCAUGAUGAAAAUCUAUGAAAGUUGCUUUGGCCCCGAAGUCGUGAAGCAACUCCGACAAGAAAUGAAAGAUGCAGUUGCAAAAUGUUGUGCAGCGCCACCUCUCGACGAGCCAUCGAACGACCUUCCAAACGAGCCGCCAAACCAACAGAGCUUGCCGUCCAUCUUGUUUGGCAAGUUGCCGCCCGGUUUCGCCAUGGACCCGAGCACGCAAACCAUAACUAAGCCGCUAGAUGGCGCUCAUGGUCAAGAAAAUAGUUUGCCGCAACCAGAUCAAGGGCAACCACUACAAAGAGUUCCACCAAUCGGAAACAUGCUACCGUUUAGAUCACAAGGGCCCUUUCAGCCGCCAUCACCUUACCCGAUGCCGGGUCAGUACCGCCCGCUAGCGUCACCAUACUACCAGUUUCCAUACAACCCAAUGUUGUACUCCCCACCCGGUCUCCAGUACAACCCGUACGCGUACCAGCAGCAGCCCUUCCAGCAGCAACCCUUCCAGCAGGGGAUGUACCAGACACCGUACUUCGCAGCAAGCAGCAGGAUGUCUCGUGACUUCAACAUGCACCGCGAUGACCAGCGCGAUCGCCUGGAACUCCUCAACAACCGCUACUCAACACUUGGCCGUGUCCGCAACAUCACUUGCGUCAUGCAGGAGUUGGGCUAUGUCGAUCACAACAUGCAACCCAACUAUGAACAGAUCACUCAGCGUAUCAGCAACCUCCCCGUUUCAACUGAAUUGAAAGGAGAUAUCCAAGAUGGAAUGCAGUUCUGCCAGAAAUUCUCGCAAUGUGUACCAGACAUCAAAAGAGACAUGGCACCGCUUUCACAGGAGCUGAUCAAACCAAUGUUCUUCUUCCGUUGUUAUAAGCAUAAGAAAUUAGAAGCGUGUAUAAUGAAAGACAUCCGCGAAAGGUUCACAUCCGAGGAUGAACUGGACACAGAAGGAGACUUCAGGUCUCUCUCAAGAUCAGCCAGGUCGCUGAAAGAUGACCCAUUGGGCGACCCGCGGCUUGAGGCCCUUGAUGAGAUGUCGGCUUACAUGUUCGAUUACCUCAGUGGUGGAAGCAGUUUAGACUAUGACUUGUAUUUGUAAUUACUUUAGCUAAUAUAAUGUACAAAU
Molecule: messenger RNA, 1281 nt
Organism: Maniola jurtina (meadow brown)
Lineage: Eukaryota; Metazoa; Arthropoda; Insecta; Lepidoptera; Nymphalidae
Exons: 8
Coding region: 76-1254 (392 amino acids)
Source: RefSeq, a predicted model, not a curated record